Drosophila kikkawai is the source of this 1060-nucleotide messenger RNA. It is a transcript of the gene Psf3, whose product is annotated as DNA replication complex GINS protein Psf3. NCBI's taxonomy places the organism in Eukaryota, Metazoa, Arthropoda, Insecta, Diptera, Drosophilidae. Gene Ontology annotation, biological process: mitotic DNA replication initiation. Gene Ontology annotation, cellular component: GINS complex. The record is from RefSeq and is a predicted model, not a curated record.
UGGCAGCCGCGCAAACAAUUUGUUUACAUCCGAAAACUAAAGAGCCCGCCGGCAUGAACUACUUUCCCAACUAUUACUGCAUCGAGGACAUAUUCGUGACCCAGGAGAAGGUCGAGUGCCGGGUCAACACCAAGUUGCAGCGGAUGGGCUUCCUGGACGCCGGCGCCGAUUCAGAUGAUUUGGAGCCAGGACGCACUGUCAACCUGCCGCUGUGGUACAUCAAGGAGCUGAAGGUGAACAAUGCCUACUUCACCAUAUCCGUGCCGGAGAUCUACCGCAAUGUGCACAAGGCCGUCUGCGAGGCGGAGACCACCCACAUUGAGCUGGGCCGGCUUCAUCCGUACUUUUACGAGUUUGGUCGCUACCUGACGCCCUACGAUCGUAACCAUGUCAUUGGUCGCAUCAUUUUCGAGACAAUGCGCCAGCGUGUCCGCCACCUGCUUGACAUAUCCAAAAGCGAUGGCCAGAGCGCCAAGUCGGACCUAAAGCUGGACAACAUCGAGGCCAAGCUGCAUGAGGCGGGAGUGCGCACCAACAGCCAGUACAUCGACUGGCUGCAAAUGACCGGCAACAAGAUUCGCACCUCGGAGCUGGUGGAGGAGCAUCAGAAGAAGCGUCGGCGUGCGGAUCGCAGCGAUGACGAGGGCGAGGGCUUGCCCAGCAGCAAACGAGCCACCCUGUGAUGAUCACUAGAAGUGUUUUUUCUUUGUGGAACUCUCUAUAGCAACUUUAUUUCAACCAUUCUGGGCGGCACCACUCAAAAUACACUCAUCCUAUGCAUCCUCCACGGCUACAUACAUAUAUAGUUCAAAAUACAUACAUACAUGCGUCUAAAUACAAUAUUUUGUGUGUGUGUGGUUAAGUUGUAAAUACACAUAACUAAGCAUUGUCGAGUUCCCUUCAACAAACAUUGUGUUGCCCCUUUGUUAUUAUUACAUAUAAAUAGUUAACUACAUAUAUAAUUACACAAUCUUGUAAGCUCAAUUCAAAUUUGAUUUUUGUGCUAGUUUCACAUGACAGUUUCACAAAUAAACCACGUUUAGUUCGUUUUUAAAAGCCA